Messenger RNA from Chanos chanos (milkfish), 1086 nucleotides. RefSeq names its product chromosome 5 C14orf119 homolog (gene c5h14orf119). The transcript has 3 exons. The record is from RefSeq and is a predicted model, not a curated record. NCBI's taxonomy places the organism in Eukaryota, Metazoa, Chordata, Actinopteri, Gonorynchiformes, Chanidae. The coding region runs from base 116 to 619 and encodes 167 amino acids.
AAUACGUCAGUAUGGUUUAACAGCUGAAAGCUGUUUUUAGGUGUUCACUCACAGCGUCGUGAUGUUCAGUGUAGAAUGGCAUGCAGGUGAAUAGUGCCCCGUAAAAACGGAGAGAAUGGCUUGGUUUAAUCAGGUAUCUGGAAAUUUAAGUCAAGAACAACCAUCUUCCAUGACGCCUGCACUGGAAAAUCCUACUUCAGUUACGGACUUCCUAUCUGCUCCUCAGGACAUGAUGUCCUCAAGCCUGCCAAGUGCCCCUGCAGGCAUGGGGUCAAAGAGAGAUCUUGUACCUCUUUCCUAUGCAACUUUGCAAGAGCAACGGUGUGUGCUUAAUUGGUUUCUUGGCUGGGGUGUAGUCCAACGGAAACAUUUUCUGGAAGACCUGAUCUCAAAAGCUGUACCUGGAAAAGUUUGCUGCUUGCUGCAACAGCUCAACACAUUACAGGUAAACGAUCGCCCCCCUAAUAUCUUUGAAUGUCAGCUAAGACUGUGGACUCAGUGGUUUGAAUCAUGGACUGAAGAGGAGAGGAAUGCUUUUUUAAACAGUCUGGAGGAGAAGGACCCUAUCUUUGUUGCCCAUUUCUAUCGAGGGUUGGCUGGCACAGCAGGCAGGGACUAAAUACCAUUGUGUAUUUAGUUCUUUUUUUUUUAUGCAAUAGAAUAUUUGCACUGUAUUGUUUUGGAUCAUAACAUGAUUGAGUUGUGGGAUUCAAGAGUAAUUGAAACUUCUAUAUUUUGUGCAUCAAUAAUUUACAGACCAUCUGCAGUUAGGCAUGUCUUGCCUUGUGGUAUAAAAGAGCUUUGUUUGAAGCCCUGAGGAAAGCAUCAGUGAAACUGUAUGCUUUCAGAAACAACUGUCAACAGUCGUCAACACAAUGACGCUAGAAAAUGAACUUUCAUGCUAUCAUGCCCUGUGCGCAUGUCUUAACAAAAGAGAUGUUGAAAUGAUAGAACUCUGGGAACAGAUUAAACAUUGCUGAAGGAUCUCACUGCGAGAAAUGGUGUCUCCUCCUUACUUCUUUUCUGAGUGAUAACCCUUGUGCUGAAAACUUUGUAGUGUGCUGAAAAUAAAUAUCCCUUUUGCUA